Molecule: messenger RNA, 1005 nt
Organism: Cyclocybe aegerita
Lineage: Eukaryota; Fungi; Basidiomycota; Agaricomycetes; Agaricales; Hemipholiotaceae
Source: the annotation of a GenBank genome assembly
AUGUCAGCGUCGAAAGUCACUGAAGGCUCACUUACUACUUGUCUUCCACCAUCCAUGUCUUUCCUAGCUCAGACGAUGCCUCCCUUCGAUUUCGGCUGGGAUAGUACCCUCCCCAAGAACGAGAAUGGCCCGGUCGAGUCACCAGCUCAGGCCGCUUCCCUCGACGCUUCAGAGCUUUUUAAACAGCAACGAUACGGACUGAUGUACUUAUUCUGCUAUCUUCCCGCCGAGGUUGGGUACCGCUAUCGCGCUCACGAGUGUGCACAAGAGAGCUGGGCUUUCCGGCACGUGGUAUAUUCUCUCCGCCUCACGUCGCGGUCGACGAAAGCGGUACGAGCUGGCGCAGCAAAGAAAAAUGUUGAUGACAUGUUGGAAUAUGGGCUACGGCUCAGCACAGGCGUGGGCGGCCUUCCUCGCGACGCAGCCAAGGCCAUGUCCAUUUUCAAGGAAGUUAUGACAGGGAAGUUCCCUGAAGGCAAACGCGGCCUCGCAGCCAGCCUCGCCGCAUUCCUGGCAUACUUUCGCAACGAGAAGAAGUAUUACGCUACUGAUGCCACAGCUGCUGCUGCAGACGUGAUCGAGGCUGUGGAGCUGUGCCACACCAGCUGCCAGCAUGGCCACUAUGCCUUUAUUUCUGUCGCCGUGGUCGUCGUCUUCAUAGUACUGCUGGAUAUUGUGUUGACGGGAGAGAUGUUGAAUCGGCCGAAAAUCGGCUAUCUCUUCUCUCUGUACUAUGGGUUCCAGGCGGAAACUGGAUUUCAGCCUUGGAAUUCAAGAUAUUGCGCCGCAUGUGGAACUAGACGUCGCUCGUUCGAACUCCAGAAGUGUUCCGGACGCUGCGGUCUGUCAAGCAAGCCCGUCUACUGUGAUCGACAUUGUCAAAAGGCCGACUGGAAGAACCACCGAAAGUGGUGCAUUCUCCCGACAGCCGCAGAAGAUGAGCUCGUUAAGGAUCUUGGGCUUUACUCUAUUAUUCACCUUCGGGAACCGCGGUUACAAGUGUAG